Messenger RNA from Lytechinus variegatus (green sea urchin), 3667 nucleotides. RefSeq names its product WD repeat-containing protein 27-like (gene wdr27). Lineage: Eukaryota; Metazoa; Echinodermata; Echinoidea; Temnopleuroida; Toxopneustidae. Gene Ontology annotation, molecular function: protein binding. The record is from RefSeq and is a predicted model, not a curated record. The coding region runs from base 274 to 2994 and encodes 906 amino acids. The transcript has 24 exons.
ACGGAAUUAAUUGCUAUGGAAAUGAGACGCUAGGUUCUCGGAAUGGGCCUGCACUAGGAUAUUUGUUCCUAACUAAACUGCUACAGAUUUCGGUCGAUUGUUUCAAUACGUUUGCAUUUCAUAUUUUCUCCAUCGUGUGGAAUACCAGUAGCUCUUAUUCAGUUAUCAAAGAGGCAGCAAGAUCAAGACGAACAUGUCAUAAAAUGAAGAUAGUAUACCGCAGUCCCAUACACUGAUUUACACAGAUAGCGGUAAUAAAGUUGAAAGAGGAAUAUGUCUACAACUCAUAAAUUCAGCAUUCGCACACCAUAUCCGAUCUCACAAAACCAGUUGAGCAACAAUGGCACCUACCUGGCUGUUCCAUUCACUAAAUCUUCCAUUGGGGUUUGGAGUCUGCAAAGCUGGCAGUCAAAGCCCUUGGAGCUGGUAGCUCACAAAAGACGAGUGUCUGCUAUUGCAUUUGGCUUCAGACACAACCCCACUCUCCUCUGCACUGCUGGAUCAGAUUACAUCAUAGUGUGGAAUAUUGAGAAGUCAAGGGAAACCCAUGAUACAGGUCAUCAAAUAAGAGGUACCAUCAUAGGCACCAACUAUGAAGAACCACAGUAUGUAAGCUUUAAUCCAGAUGAUAAUCUGUUGGCUGUGUGUGUGGAGAAUGAGGUUCUCAUUCUAGAUGCUCAGAAAGAGAGGCUUGAUACAAGGCUAGAAGGUCACACUGCUCUGGUGACCUGUGCUGAGUUUUGUCCCCAUUCACCGGACACUGUGGUUUCUGCUUCUGAAGAUAGAACAUUCAAAGUAUGGGACAUUGCAACGCAGUGCCUCAUCUACCAAUCCAGUAUAAUAUCAGCUUCUCCAUUUAUUUCUCUCACCAUUGACCCUUACUGCCAGUGUGUAGCAUUGGGAACUACAGAUGGUCAGGUCAGGAUAUAUGACUUAUCAGAAGGAAAGGGAUUCAGAUGUCUCCACCAUGUUGAUAUAGCAAAACAUAUUAGACAACAGAAUAGACUCAAGGCAGAACAAAAGACUUCAACUACAUCACAAGGUCCCGCUACUAUCAGUAGCAAACCAUCAUGGAAGAAACAAGAUACAGACCAUUCCCUGAUCGAUGGUGAAGAUGAUGACGAUUCAGUGGAGUGUGGGGAGAGCAUCCUUAAUCUCGGGUUCUCCAGCCCAAAAACGGCGCCAAAGGCUGGAACAAAAGAAAAGGGUGAUCAUUCUAAUGUUCCUGCAUUCCUCUUACCAGACACCUCUCUUGUAGAAGAACUCAGUGAUAGUACGUCUCAUCUAAUGAUAGGAACACCAGGUGCCUUAAUCCAACUCAAUGCUGCUAGCUGUAUGGUAGAACAGUAUGUUGAUUUCCAAGGACCAGUGCAAUCAGAGGAAAACAUAGAUCAGGAGGAUGUAGUUUUAGGAGUAGCAGGGAAUUAUUCAUUUUCAUCAAGUCUUCAGCCAUCUCAGGUAACAUGUCUGAUUGGUAGUCUCUUCCACAACUCUGUACAUACCCUGACAAUCAGAUGUGAUGUCAGUAGGAAACCAGAAUCAGACCCAGUCAACAAGCUCUCUCAGAUGAUGGGUAAAUCCUUGGAUAUCAAUGCUACAGAGUCAGAUGGAAGCAGCGCUAAAGUCUCUGUUGUUCCCAAUGUACCCCUUGCUGAGAAAUCAUUCCUGCGUUCCGAGCUAGUGCCCAAGUCAAGCAAACAGACAGCUGCUGGGUCUACAACUAAGAGAUCUAAAUCAGCUGGAACCAAGAAUACAAAGACCAAAGAUCAGCCUUUGACCUUCAAGACUAAAGUGCGUUCAUCAGGGUACACAGAAAUUUCUAGGACCAAGAUGUUUACUCCCCAAACUAAGCAGACAUCCACUAAGAAGGCAAGCAGCUCAAUGCAGAAAUCCUCCUCUGCUCCAGGAAUGAGGUCAUUAUUAAAAGAGUAUCCCAAUGAUUCUGAGCCCCCUGAGACUCUGAAAACCAAGCUGGUCUUGAGUGAACGAGGAUCUCCAAUCAAUGCAAUCAGUUUCUCUGAUGAUGGUCAGAGUCUAGCCUGUGCAAUGGCGGACAAAUCAGCUCAGAUUCUGAAGAUGCCCCUUACUGGCAAAGGAACUGCAUUCUCAGGUCAUAACGGUGUAUUAAACAGUGCAAGAUGGAGUCAUGAUAACCAAUGGUUAUUAACUACAUCAGAUGAUAAGACAGCUCGGGUAUGGACCAGAGGGCUGGCGGAUCCUGUCAUGACCUUUGACCGGGUCAAUAACAACUUUGGUUCAGACAAAGAGAAACCCACCAUUGGUGACAAAAGCAAUCCACUCUUUGAAAGAGAAAUCAAGCUUGGUCAGUUCUAUUAUGUGGAUCGGUUUGUAUUGUUGAUGUCUUCUAGUUCACUCUUCAUGUAUAAAUAUCAUCUGGAUACCAAGGUGGAUGACAUUAAAAGGUAUCAAACUAAUUCCCGCUACAAGCUUGUGAAGCAGUUCCAGCUGGGAAAAGCCCAGCAGAUCACUGCCAUGUCAGCUAUAAAUACCUUCAAUUCUUACAUUGUAUUGUGUGCUGGUUCUGAUAAAUCAAUUGAAGCCUUGGAUAUGAAUGUAGGAAUGACUGCUACACAUAUCCCUGAUGUUCAGAGUAGAGCUGUACAUGUGAUAGCACAGAAUCAGGGGUCAAUAUAUGCCAGUCAUCAAUCCAGUAGCUAUGAUCUCUUUGCAACAUCCGCAGUCACAGAUGGAAUCAAAGUAUGGGAUCUAAGGUCAAAUAAAUGUGUGAAGCACUUAGAGGGUCAUCUUAACAGAGCCCAUCAUUGUGGAUUAUGCUUUAGUCCAUGUGGAAAGUACAUCGCUACAGGAGCUGAAGAUAGAUCUGCUUAUGUAUAUGACUUGAGAGGUGGGACUUACUUGAGGAAGCUGUCAGGUCACACAGAGGUUGUAUCAGAUGUGACCUUUCACCCCCUCUACCCUGAGAUUGUCACAGCAACGUUAGACGGCAAACUCCGGCUUUACAGUGACAGAUGACAGUGAACAGGACCCAAAAGGGUGUCGAGGGGGGGGGGUGGAGAGAAGAGAGAGAAAGAGAGAGAUUUAAAGGGGAAUAGUGAAAGAGGGAGAGAUGAUUAGUUAGAGAUAGAAAGGCCUCACUUUCAUUAAGCAGUAACAAGUGUAUUUUUUUGUAUCUAUGACAAAAUAUGGUAUCAGCCAAUCAAAUAUCACAGUGUUAUGACUGAUUCAAAGGUACAGAGUGUGGAUAAUUACACUAUUGCCCCUACAAAGGGAUGUGUAGGAUUAGUGAUACACUUCUUCAAAUGCAUUAGUAUACAAAUAGUGAAUGGGCAUGAGUGCGAUGGUGCAAGAUUCCACACGAGGUGAAAGAAAGAUGCUCUAUUCAACGAGGUUAGCCUCGUUGAAUAAAGCGUUCUUUCUUUCACUGAAUGCGAAAUCUCGUACCAUUGCACGAAUAAGAAUAUUCGCUAUUUGUGUUUUACAACACCUCGGAAUCUAGCGAAAAUAUGAAAAAAACAAGAGUUUUUCCCUGCAGUAAUCUAUGAAAAGGGAGCAAAAACAAUGAAAGCGAAAAGCAAAAUAGCACAAGCUGGGUCCACAAGCGCAUUAUUAUACUUGGACAGCAUUGCGCAUUUAGCCAGCAGGCGGUACGCGCAUUGUCACCUUAUUCAAUCAAUGAAAUCGCAUU